This is a messenger RNA of Paraglomus occultum, 921 nucleotides long. The record is from the annotation of a GenBank genome assembly. Lineage: Eukaryota; Fungi; Glomeromycota; Glomeromycetes; Paraglomerales; Paraglomeraceae.
AUGCGGUUAUUGUGUUUAAGAGACGAUCAACCAUUCGUGAAGCUGGUGAAGAAUAAAGCUUAUUUCAAGCGAUAUCAAGUCAAAUACCGCAGAAGACGCGAGGGCAAGACCGAUUUUUAUGCAAGGAGAAAACUUGUUGUACAAGCCAAGAACAAAUACAAUGCACCAAAGUAUCGCUUGGUCGUUCGCUUCACGAAUUCGGAUGUAAUAGCUCAGGUUAUAUCCGCACGUAUCAAUGGUGACGUGGUCCUGACAGCGGCAUAUGCACAUGAAUUACCAAGAUACAACAUUAAAGGUGGUCUAACAAAUUGGGCUGCUGCUUAUUCAACUGGUCUUUUGAUCGCUCGACGACUUUUGACUCAAGUUGGCUUGGCGGACAAGUACGAAGGUGUUCUCGAAGCUGACGGUUCAGUAAGCCAAGUCGAAGCCAUUGAAGACGGGCCUCGCCCGUUCAAAGUAUUCUUAGAUGUGGGGCUGAAAAGAACAACUACAGGCUCCAAAGUCUUUGCGGUUAUGAAGGGUGCCUCUGAUGGUGGCUUAUUCGUUCCUCAUUCUGAGAAUCGCUUGGCUGGCUAUGAUCCUGAAUCGAAAUCGCUAGAUGCCGAGUUUCUUCGCAAAUCUAUUUAUGGUGGUCGCGUAGCUGACUAUAUGCGUCAUCUCCAAGAAGAGGAUGACGAUAAAUACAAGCGUCAGUUUUCAAAAUUCGUCGCGGCUGGUAUUGGACCAGAUGACUUGGAAGGCAUGUACAAGAAAGCGCAUGAAGCUAUCCGUCGUGAUCCUGUCAUGAAAAAGACGACGAAGAAGGGAGACUACAAAGCUUUUAAGAAGUACAAGAAAACACGACUGAACCUUAAACAAAGGCGGGCAAAAGUUGGACAAAAGAUCGCCUCAUUUAAACGAACCCUUGCUAACGAAGAAUAA